GGCUGACCAGAUUGGGAGUGCCCAUGAUGUCCUGAAUGCGGAGCCCGCAGAGGAGACUGUGUCCUGUUAGCUCCUCCUAAUUCCCCUAUCCCUUUAGUUUGGGUUUGUUUUUAUUUAUUUUGUGGCUGGGUCUGGGCACGGCCUUGGCCGGAUGUGACACUGCUGCAAUGUGGCUCCUUUGGCUCAAGCAUCAUUUGUCCGUCAACAUUUGGACCCUGCUGCUCUUGGGGAGCACCUGGCUACCGCUGGCGGGAGGCAGCCCCAAGUCUCCCUUUAGGACUUUCCCAGUUACAGACUGGAGCUUGACGCACUUGGUGGUCCAUAACAUAACUGGGGAGGUCUAUGUGGGGGCCGUCAAUCGGAUCUACAAGCUCUCCAAUAACCUGACGCUCCUGCGGACCCACGUGACGGGGCCCGUGGAGGACAACGAGAAGUGUUACCCUCCGCCCAGUGUUCAGUCCUGCCCGCAUGGUCUGGUCACCACCAACAACGUGAACAAGCUGCUGCUGGUGGACUACUCCGGGAACCGGCUCAUCGCCUGCGGCAGCGCCUCCCAGGGCAUCUGCCAGUUCCUGCGGCUGGACGACCUCUUCAAGCUGGGUGAGCCCCACCACCGCAAGGAGCACUACCUCUCCAGUGUCAACGAGUCAGGCACCAUGUCCGGGGUCAUCAUCGAGGUACUGAAUGGGCAGAACAAGCUCUUCAUUGGGACGCCCAUCGAUGGGAAGUCGGAGUACUUCCCCACGCUCUCUAGCCGCAAGCUGAUGGCCAACGAGGAGAACGCAGAGAUGUUUGGCUUUGUCUACCAGGAUGAGUUUGUCUCGUCCCAGCUCAAGAUCCCCUCGGACACGCUCUCCAAGUUUCCCACCUUUGAUAUCUACUACAUCUACAGUUUCAGCAGCGAGCAGUUUGUUUAUUACCUGACCUUGCAGCUGGAUACCCAGCUCACCUCGCCCGACUCCACCGGGGAGCAGUUUUUCACCUCCAAGAUCGUUCGCCUCUGUGUGGAUGACCCUAAGUUCUACUCGUACGUGGAGUUCCCCAUCGGCUGCGUGCAGGAUGGCAUCGAAUACCGCCUGAUCCAGGACGCCUACCUGACCAAGCCUGGCAAGACUUUGGCCAGGCACCUGGGCAUCUCGGAGCAGGAGGAUAUCCUCUUCACCAUCUUCUCCCAGGGCCAGAAAAACAGGGUUAAGCCUCCCAAGGAGUCUGUGCUCUGCCUCUUCACGUUGAAGAAGAUCAAGGAUAAGAUCAAGGAGCGUAUCCAGUCAUGCUACAGAGGGGAAGGGAAACUCUCACUGCCCUGGCUCUUGAAUAAGGAAUUGGGCUGUAUCAACUCGCCGCUGCAGAUCGACGACAAUUUCUGCGGCCAGGAUUUUAACCAGCCGCUGGGCGGGACGGUCACCAUCGAGGGGACUCCGCUCUUUGUGGAUAAGGAGGAUGGCAUGACCUCGGUGGCAGCCUACGAUUACAGAGGACAAACCGUCGUCUUUGCAGGCACGCGGAGCGGGAAGAUCAAAAAGAUCCUCGUGGACUUGUCGGCUGACAGGAAGCACCAAGCGCUGCAGUACGAGAACGUCGUGGCCCACGAAGGCAGCUCCAUCCUGCGAGACCUGGUGCUGAGCCCUGACCGCCAGCACAUCUACGCCAUGACGGAGAAGCAGGUGACGCGCGUGCCCGUGGAGAGCUGCGAGCAGUACGAGAGCUGCGAGCUGUGCCUGGGCUCGCGGGACCCGCACUGCGGCUGGUGCGUCCUGCACAACGUGUGCUCGCGCAAGGACCGCUGCGAGCGGGCGGACGAGCCGCAGCGCUUCGCCUCCGACCUGCGCCAGUGCGUCCAGCUCACCGUGCAGCCCAAGAACAUAUCGGUCACCAUGUCCGAGGUCCCGCUGGUUCUCGAGGCCUGGAACGUCCCAGACCUCUCGGCCGGAGUGAACUGCUCCUUCGAGGACUUCACCGAGUCCGAGAGUCGCAUCAAAGAUGGGAAGAUCUACUGCAGCUCCCCCUCUGCCAAGGACGUCAUCCCCAUCACCAGGGGCCGCGGGGACAAGCGUGUGGUGAAACUCUAUCUGAAAUCAAAGGAGACGGGGAAGAAGUUUGCCUCGGUAGAUUUUGUUUUCUACAACUGCAGCGUCCAUCAGUCGUAAGUGC
Messenger RNA from Tinamus guttatus (white-throated tinamou), 2151 nucleotides. The record is from RefSeq and is a predicted model, not a curated record. NCBI's taxonomy places the organism in Eukaryota, Metazoa, Chordata, Aves, Tinamiformes, Tinamidae.